Messenger RNA from Anopheles arabiensis, 1365 nucleotides. RefSeq names its product myoneurin-like. NCBI's taxonomy places the organism in Eukaryota, Metazoa, Arthropoda, Insecta, Diptera, Culicidae. The transcript has 4 exons. Gene Ontology annotation, molecular function: zinc ion binding; RNA polymerase II transcription regulatory region sequence-specific DNA binding; DNA-binding transcription factor activity, RNA polymerase II-specific. Gene Ontology annotation, biological process: regulation of transcription by RNA polymerase II. Bases 66 to 1169 code for a protein of 367 amino acids. The record is from RefSeq and is a predicted model, not a curated record. Gene Ontology annotation, cellular component: nucleus.
GGAUAACUUUUGACAUUAGCGCCUCCAACGCUUUUGGGAUAUCAACAAACCGAAAUUGCUCCAGGAUGGCGCAGAACACCGAUCUCAAAAUAAUGGUGAAUUUUUGCCGAUUUUGUCUCAGUGAGGACGAAAACUACUUAAUUCCGGUGCAAGAUGUAUUAGAUUUUGAGCUUACCAUCGAAGAUUUAUUCCGUUUCACCGGCAUACAGCUCAACGAUGAACACAAAGCAUCCUGUGUGGUGUGUCUAGAAUGUACAAACAAGCUGAAAAUAUCGUCCACCUUCCGGAACGCCUGCCUGAAAAACGAUGCGCUCUUCCAUGCCCUGUGCCGUGUUGUGUUCGACUCCCACGUUCAACAGACGUACGAUGAAACGGUCGAAUAUUUGGAAAGCGAUUUUGAAGGGGAAGCAAACUCCGACACCUACGCCGAAGACGAACCAAUCGCAACGGACAUUUGUCCUAGUGAAGAUGGCUCGAGUCCACUGCCAAGUGCCGUAAAAGAACUCCAGCACCGUACGCAGCCCAGUAGCGUGGUUUCGAUUGCGAGCACCAUCGAGGAAGCGAACAGUGAGGACGAGCUGUUUGGAUAUUCGGCCAACUACAUCAAGCCAGGCGAAAUACUGUAUGCAGAGGAUGUGGUGCACCGGUCGUACGUCGAUUGGAACACCAGCCUCAACCCGAAGCACGCUCCCACCGCUCCCCAUCCGAGAGAGCGCGGAAAGCGAAGACUGUACAUGUGUGAAAAGUGCGCCCUCAUUGUGAAGCACCUGCCAACGCACAUGCAAGUACACGAGGAGACGGCCACAUUCGCCUGCCCGUACUGUCCGGCCAAAAUGAAGCAGAAAAACAACAUCUCCCAGCACAUACUACAGGUGCACUACAAGGCCAUCUGCAGGACGUGCAAAAUAUGCGGCAAAGGCUUCGUUCACCACAAAACGUACCGAUAUCAUAUGCUUACCCACGAGGGUGAAGGGAAACGGUUCGCCUGCCAGGAUUGCUCGAAAACGUUCCCGAACGCCAUCUACUUACGCGACCAUUUUAAUCGAAUCCACAAUGCGGCUAGAACGGGGAAGACGAAUGGUGAAUCGGGACCCAAAAUGCCAAGGAAAAAAAGAAGAUUAAAUGCUGUCCUAGUAAGCAAGUACGAAACAUCAUCUGAUUCAGAGUGAAUCUGCCCUUCAGACUAAGUGAUGUUAGCAUGAUAAUUUGAAACGGUUUUCGCUAACGAGCGAUGCUAGAUUAAAGAGUAUGUAGGGCUCUUAUGUUCAUUUGAAUUGAUUUAAAUUAUAUGACGGUUGUAUGCUCAUAAUAGCUCAGUGAAUUAAAACCAAAUUAAAAUAAAUCUUCUCACUUGCUUUAAUGUUA